AUGCCGCCGCCGCCGCCGCCGCAGACUCUGCUCCUGGUGGGAGGGGCGCUGCUGCUGGGCCGAGGCACAGCCUCCUCCCUCGACUGGGGAGCGUCGGGGAGCCUGAGCCUCCCUGAGCGCGGGGAAAGCCUGCGCUUCUUAGGACAGCUGAAGAGCGUGCCGGCUCACCGGUGCCUGCGGGACAGAACCCAUUUCCGACGGCCCUGGGAGAAAGGAGCUGGCGCCCGGGAGGAGCGGCAGGAAGCCACCUGGUGCUACCCCGAGGUGCUCAGGCAGGUCCUCCACCUCUUCGGCUCAGAGGCCAGCAGAGACGCCUGGCCACAGAAGGCUCUUGAGCAGCUACUCACAAAUGUGCUCAGUGACCUGCGAGACACUCGACGGGGGCCGGCGCAGCGGCAGGGCCCGUCCUGUUCGCCACCUCUUGCCAUGGCCAUCCGCGAGUACUUCCGAAGAAUCUCCCACUACCUGAAGGACAAGGGAUACAGAACUUGCUCCUGGGAGAUCGUCAGGACAGAAAUGCAAGCGGCCCUUUCCGGGUUCCCGGGGCCGGCCGAAAGGAGCCCCGAGAAGAGCAGAGGCUCCCUGGAGGGAUCUCCACUGAGAUGA
Molecule: messenger RNA, 606 nt
Organism: Meriones unguiculatus (Mongolian gerbil)
Lineage: Eukaryota; Metazoa; Chordata; Mammalia; Rodentia; Muridae
Product: interferon tau-3-like
Exons: 1
Coding region: 1-606 (201 amino acids)
Biological process (GO): B cell differentiation; positive regulation of peptidyl-serine phosphorylation of STAT protein; defense response
Cellular component (GO): extracellular region
Molecular function (GO): type I interferon receptor binding; cytokine activity
Source: RefSeq, a predicted model, not a curated record